Molecule: messenger RNA, 669 nt
Organism: Oppia nitens
Lineage: Eukaryota; Metazoa; Arthropoda; Arachnida; Sarcoptiformes; Oppiidae
Gene: MED10
Product: mediator of RNA polymerase II transcription subunit 10-like
Exons: 4
Coding region: 129-551 (140 amino acids)
Biological process (GO): positive regulation of transcription by RNA polymerase II
Cellular component (GO): mediator complex; chromatin
Molecular function (GO): transcription coregulator activity
Source: RefSeq, a predicted model, not a curated record
UCGUAUUGUUUGUAUGAGUGUUGUUGUCAUUCAUUCAAACAGUCAGUCAAUCAGUCUCUGUCUGUCUGACUGUUGUUGUGUCCAUAGUUUAAGUCCACAACAACAACAACAACAACAACACUAAAGAUAUGUCAACAUUGGAUCAAUUGGAGACCAAUUUGGAGUCGUUGACCGAAAAUGUCAGGCAAUUGGGUAUAAUUGUUAGCGACUUUCAGCCGCAAGGCCAGGGACAGACUGCUCUCAAUCAGAAACUCAACCAAAUUGUUACAUCAUUGCAAGACAUUGACCGCAUCCGUACGGAUAUGAUUGGCAAGAAUAGCGAUAUUCAAGUGCCGCUCGACGUCUUCGAUUACAUCGAUACCGGCCGUAAUCCUCAGCUCUAUACCAAAGACUGUAUGGAAAAAGCGUUGCACAAGAAUGAGUCCGUCAAAGGAAAGAUCGACUCCUAUCGGAGAUUCAAAGCCAUGCUUUUGGUCGAGUUGUCCAAAGUUUUUCCUAACGAAAUGGGCAAAUAUCGGGCGGUUAGGGGCGAUGAAAGGUCGUCCAAUUGAUCCAAUACCUAUCGGUGAUGACGAUGAUGAUGAUGAACACACCAGUUAUAUCUUUACACAUAUUAAUUACUCUCUAUCUAUCUAUCUGUCUCUCUGUAUAUCAUUUUGUAAAAAAUAA